Molecule: messenger RNA, 939 nt
Organism: Mesocricetus auratus (golden hamster)
Lineage: Eukaryota; Metazoa; Chordata; Mammalia; Rodentia; Cricetidae
Product: taste receptor type 2 member 140-like
Exons: 1
Coding region: 1-939 (312 amino acids)
Biological process (GO): G protein-coupled receptor signaling pathway; sensory perception of taste; detection of chemical stimulus involved in sensory perception of bitter taste
Cellular component (GO): membrane
Molecular function (GO): bitter taste receptor activity; G protein-coupled receptor activity
Source: RefSeq, a predicted model, not a curated record
AUGAAGGCUAUUGUAGAGUACACAUUAUUAAUCAUUUUAGGUGUGGAAAUUAUUAUAGCUAAUUUAGGAAAUGGAUUCAUAAUACUGGUGAACGUCAUGGACUGGAACAAAAGAAGAAAAAUCUCUUCAAUGGGUAAGAUCUUCACUGCUCUGGCCGUCUCCAGACUUGUUUUUGUGUGGUCACUACUCAUCGUUUUUUUGAUGUAUGAGAUGUACCCAUAUUUAGUGAUAACUGGAAACAGAUUGAGAACAAUUUAUUUUUCCUGGACAGUGGUCAAUCAUUUCAGCAUCUGGCUUGCUACAUGUCUCAGCAUCUUUUACUUGCUCAAGAUAGCCAACUUUUCAAAUUCUAUUUUUCUUUCCCUAAAGUGGAGAGUAAGAAAAGUUGUUUCAGUGACCCUGCUGGUGUCUCUUCUCUUCUUAUUUAUAAAUAUUAUAGUCAUAAACACGUAUAUUGUUAUCUGGAUUGAUGGAUCUAAAGAAAAUAUAUCCUACAGUUCUAGAUCAAAUGACUUUGCACAUUUUUAUAGGGUUUCUUUACUCACCAACACUGUAUUCACAUUCAUACCCUUCAUUGUGUCCUUGAUGACUUUUCUCCUUCUCAUCUUCUCUCUGUGGAGGCAUCUGAAGAACAUGCAGCAAAAUGUCAAAGGCUCCAGAGACCCCAGCACCACAGCCCACAUAAAGGCCCUGCAAAUGGUGGUCACCUUUCUGUUCCUAUAUACUAUUUUCUUUCUGGCACUUGUUAUGCAGUCUUGGAAAAGUAAGAUUCCGUAUAAAAAUUGGUUCAAUUUGUCUUUUGAGGUUAUAGCACUUGCUUUUCCCUCAGGCCACUCCUGUGUCCUAAUUUUGGGAAACACUAAGCUCAGACAGGCGUUACUGUCCAUGAUGCUGUGGAUGAGGUGCAGGUGCAGUGCUGCAGAACCCCCAGGGCCUUAG